Molecule: messenger RNA, 2313 nt
Organism: Aspergillus saccharolyticus JOP 1030-1
Lineage: Eukaryota; Fungi; Ascomycota; Eurotiomycetes; Eurotiales; Aspergillaceae
Product: Elongator subunit ELP3
Exons: 2
Coding region: 199-1929 (576 amino acids)
Biological process (GO): tRNA wobble base 5-methoxycarbonylmethyl-2-thiouridinylation
Cellular component (GO): nucleus; elongator holoenzyme complex; cytoplasm
Molecular function (GO): acyltransferase activity, transferring groups other than amino-acyl groups; iron-sulfur cluster binding
Source: RefSeq, a predicted model, not a curated record
CGCGUGCCAUUCCCGGGGGUCACCAGGUCGUCGUCCUAUUACUAUUAGUCUAUUGUCUACCAACUCUCAUUCUACCCCCACGCGCAUAUCAGUGCUCGGUCGCAUCUAAUUUCGAGAAAAGAGAAUAUAGUAUUACCCCAUCCCUCUGGAAAUUCCCACUUGGCGACCCGUCGCCCGCAUCUCUCCCCCCAAACAACAAUGGCGACCCUCACCAUGACGAUGCCGCCACCUGCGAAGUCGAAGAAAAAUGCCAAACUGCCCUCGGAAAAUGAACGGUUUAUGCGAGCUUGUUCCGAUAUUGCGAAUGCCCUCAUCCAGGACCAUGAAUCACAGAAGGAUCCCACCAAGCCGCGGAAAGAUAUCAACCUCAACAAGCUGCGGGGUCAAAUCGCCAAAAAGCAUGCUUUAUCCACUCAACCCCCACUGACGGCCAUCAUCGCUGCGGUUCCCGAGCACUACAAGAAGUAUAUUCUGCCCAAGUUGAUCGCAAAACCUAUUAGAACUUCUUCCGGUAUCGCUGUCGUCGCGGUCAUGAGCAAACCUCACCGCUGUCCCCAUAUCGCGUACACGGGAAAUAUCUGUGUCUACUGCCCUGGUGGUCCUGAUUCCGACUUCGAGUAUUCUACGCAGUCCUAUACUGGCUACGAGCCCACCUCCAUGCGUGCAAUUCGUGCCCGUUAUGAUCCCUUCGAACAGGCUCGAGGCCGCGUGGAUCAGAUUAAGUCUCUCGGUCACAGCGUUGAUAAGGUAGAAUAUAUCAUCAUGGGCGGUACAUUCAUGUCGCUUCCGGAGGACUACCGAGAAACUUUUGUUGCUCAACUCCACAAUGCCCUUAGUGGCUACCAAACCGACAACGUCGACGAAGCGGUGCAGGCUGGCGAGAUGAGUAACAUUAAAUGCGUUGGUAUCACCAUCGAGACCCGUCCAGAUUACUGUUUGGACACCCAUCUGAGCAGCAUGCUCCGGUAUGGAUGCACGCGAUUGGAGAUUGGAGUCCAGAGUUUGUACGAAGAUGUUGCUCGAGACACGAACAGAGGCCACACUGUCGCCGCAGUGGCGGAAACUUUCAAGCUCGCGAAAGAUGCCGGCUUCAAGGUGGUCAGUCAUAUGAUGCCCGACCUUCCCAACGUGGGCAUGGAGCGCGAUCUCUUCCAGUUCCAGGAAUACUUUGAAAAUCCCGCCUUCCGAACAGACGGUCUGAAGCUUUAUCCCACCCUCGUCAUCCGUGGAACUGGUCUUUACGAGCUAUGGAGAACUGGUCGGUACAAGAACUAUACCCCGAACGCGCUGAUCGACCUCGUUGCCCGCAUUCUCGCUCUGGUCCCUCCGUGGACCCGUAUCUACCGUGUCCAGCGAGAUAUCCCCAUGCCGCUCGUCACCUCCGGUGUCGAGAACGGCAACCUGCGGGAGCUCGCUUUGGCCCGCAUGAAGGAUUUUGGAACAACCUGUCGCGAUGUUCGGACCCGAGAGGUGGGCAUCAAUGAAGUCAAGAACAAGAUUCGACCUUCGCAAGUGGAGCUGGUUCGUCGCGAUUAUUACGCCAACGGAGGCUGGGAGACCUUCCUGGCCUACGAGGACCCCAAGCAAGACAUUCUGAUUGGUCUCCUACGUCUCCGUAAGUGUAGCGCUACGCACACCUUCCGGCCCGAGUUUACUGGUCAACAGACCAGUAUUGUCCGGGAACUGCACGUCUACGGCUCCGCCGUGCCCCUCCACGGCCGUGAUCCGCGCAAGUUCCAGCACCGCGGAUUCGGCACCUUGCUCAUGGAAGAGGCUGAGCGAAUUGCCCGCGAGGAGCACGGCAGUCAGAAGAUCAGCGUCAUUUCCGGAGUAGGCGUCCGCAGCUAUUACGCCCGUCUCGGCUACUCUCUGGAUGGGCCGUAUAUGUCCAAGAUGCUGGACCCUACUGAAGACGAAGAUUUGUUUUGAGAUAUAAAGGAGUCAGUACCCGGGUGGUAACUCUGAUUAAUUUGUAAUCUCAUAAUGCGUUUCGAUUCAAGAAGACUCCGCUUUUUUUUUUGUGGUAUUUGUCAAAAAGUGCUUAUUAUAUCUCGACCAUGGAUGGGUUGAUGUGCGCAUAGGGGCGUUUCAUGGAGUGUCGGUUUAAACAAAAGCACUUUGCGGCGGCUAUGCACUUUUUUCCUUUUCUACGGAGUACAUAUAUUCUCUUCCUUUUGUCCGAUUAUCACAGCGACGGGAAUGGCCGGCUUACUUGCUUACGAAGAUGGCAAUGACUUAUAGAAUGUGCUGUAUAUAAUAAGCCGAGAAUAGGUGGUUUUGAGAUCUAUUUCUAUACGAAUUAUGAUGAUUGUG